UGUGAAACAGUAACAGCAGCAGUACAAGUUGUUGUAAUGGACUUGUUGUAAUAAUGGUUACAGCAGUGAUUUACUUUAAAAAUAAAAAUAAAAAAGAAAGUAAAAAAAAAAAAAAAAAAAGGAAGCUGGUGGAGGUCGCCAAAGAUGAGAAGCAGCCCAUAAUAAGACUCUUCACCGCAAUGAGUGGACGUCAAAACGAGGAGAGCUGACUCCGAAAAAGGAAGAAGCUGUUUGGUCAUGUGGGAAGUUGUGACAUUCCCGUGUUUUGUCAGACGGACAGAGGGUCGGUGGCAGGCUCGUCUCGGGGCAGUUCAGGUAUUAAGCAGCCGCAGUUUGUCGAUGUGGGCGCGGUGGUGCAGGUCUGCAUGGAGGAAGAGGAGGUGUUCGGUAUUUUCUUCGCACAGGAGAAACUCUGAAGGUUUUACCUGUUUGCACAACGCGAGGACGAGGACAACAUGAGGACGCAGGCUCUUCAGCUGCUUUUCAGUUGUUUAUACCUACAGGUAACAACGUGCUACCAGACAUGCACAUUAUAUGGUCUUGUAGCUGCUUGCGCCUUCCAGAAACACCACUGGGUUCCUGCUCUGCCUCCCAACAUCACCCACCUCUACCUGGAGUGUAACUACAUCAGAGAGAUUAACAGCACCUCACUCAGAGACUAUGACCAGCUACAAGAGUUAGAUCUUGGCAAGCAGGAAGUGCCGCUUGUCAUAAGGAACAACGCUUUCCUCAGGCAGAGAAAACUGACAAAGUUGGUUCUAGGAUUCAAUAAUGAUCUUCAGCUGGAACCGAGGGCAUUUGCAGGACUGUUCAAUUUACAAAACCUCGAUUUGGAUCAUUGCAGUUUGAGAGACACCAUACUUUCGGAAAGCUAUCUGCAGCCCCUUUUGUCCUUAGAAAUCCUUGACCUCAGUUACAACAAAAUAGAGAGACUCCGCCCGGGACAGUUCUUUUCAAAACUCAGAAAGUUCACACAGUUAAACCUUAAAUUGAAUCAGAUCAAAAUAUUUUGCGAAGAGGAUCUUGUAGGUUUCAGGGGGAAGAACUUCGAACUCCUGAACUUGAACUCCAACCACUAUGGUAGAGAUAGUCAAGAUUUUAACUGGGAAAGUUGUGGGAACCCUUUCAGAGGGAUGGCCUUUAAUACCCUUGAUUUAUCCAGCAAUGGCUUCAACAUCGACACAACAAGACAAUUUUUCAAAGCAAUACAGGGGACUCAGAUUGUUCAUCUCAUAUUCUUUGGAUACCUGGGUAAAGGCUUUUCGUUUGACAACUUACCUGAUCCAGAUGAAAACACAUUCGAAGGCCUCAUGAACAGUGGCAUUGACAAUUUUGAUCUGUCUCAAAACUAUAUAUUUGCUUUGAAAAGAGCUGUUUUUAUCCCCCUAAAGGUUGCAAGAAUUAUUAACAUUUCCAAAAACAAAAUCAAUCAGGUUAACAGAAAUGCUUUCGAUGGUCUUCAGGGACAUUUACGGCUGCUCAACCUGUCAUCCAACCUGCUAGGAAAAAUAUACUCACACACGUUCACCAAUCUGACAGACCUUAGGGUGUUGGAUUUGUCUUACAACCACAUUGGUGUACUGGGAUACAAAGCCUUCAGUGGUCUUCCCAAAUUGCGAGCAUUAUAUCUGACAGGAAACUCGCUGCGACACCUGGGUUCUCCUGCAUCCUUAACAAACUUAGAUUUUCUCCUUUUGGGUGACAAUAAAUUGGCAUCACUAAGCAGUAUCACUGACUUGGGUGUGAACAGCAUGCAUGUGGAUGUUACAGACAACAGAUUAACGAACUUGGAGGAUUAUUAUUUCAUAAUGACUCAUUUCAAGCGUCUCCAGAAUUUCUUCUACAGUGGCAACUUCAUCAAGUGGUGCACACUAAAUGGGAAUAUUACAGUACCUUAUAAUAAUAGUUUGGAAGUGUUAGAUCUUCAUGACAGUUCCCUCCAGGUAAUCUGGGAACAGGGGGAAUGCCUUGACCUGUUUGAUCGUCUUGAAAAUCUUAAGUCUCUCAGCAUAAGCUUCAACUCACUCAAGAUUCUCCCACAAGGGAUUUUCAGAGGUCUCAGCUCGAUCAUAGAGAUGGACCUCUCAUCUAAUUCCUUGACCUACCUGCAGCCGGGUGUCUUUCCUCUCAGCCUGAAAAGUCUAAGCCUUUCAAACAACUUCUUAGCCUCCCCAGAUCCUAAUACUUUUCAGUCUCUCAUCUUCCUCAGCCUGGCAGAAAAUCGGUUUCUUUGUGAUUGUAAUCUGGAGAGCUUCCUGAAGUGGUUGAAUGAGACGAAUGUAACUGUCCAGGGUGCUUAUGAGUACAGAUGUGAGUUUCCAGCUGCUUUCCAUAACCUUCCUCUUCUUCAUUACACCACAAUGAUCGAACCUUGCGAGGAGGAUGAUGAACAGGCUGUCCAGCUUCUUAAGUUUGCUCUCUUCAUCGUUUCUGGAAUCCUCAGCAUCAUUGUCACCCUCAGCGGGAUUGUUUAUGCCCAUCUCCGAGGGCACAUAUUCAUCAUCUACAAAAAGAUGGUUGGCAGGAUUCUCGAGGGCCCAAAACCGAUGCUUCCAGAGGAGGAGGUGCAGUACAAUGUCUUCCUCUGCUUCAGCAACACUGACUACAGCUGGGUGGAAGCUGCUUUGCUGAAUAAGCUCGAUAACCAGUUUGCAGAGGAGAACAGCUUCCACUGUUGUUUUGAGGCCAGAGACUUCCUGCCAGGUGAAGAUCACCUCUCUAACAUCAGAGGCGCCAUCUGGAGCAGCAGUAAGACCGUGUGCGUCAUCUCCAAGGAGUUCCUCAAGGAUGGCUGGUGCUUGGAGGCGUUAACCUUGGCCCAGAGCCGGAUGCUGGAAGAGCUGACAAACAUCUUGAUCAUCUUGGUGGUAGGGAGGGUGACUGACUACCAGCUGAUGAAGUACGAUGCGAUCAGACCUUUCGUUAAGAGGAGAGAGUACCUCAUCUGGCCAGAGGACCCUCAGGACCUGGAGUGGUUUUAUGAACGACUGACCUCACAGAUACUCAAAAACACCAAGGUGAAGAAGUUUGCAGAGGACAAACCUGAGCCUAAAGUUCAGCCUCAACAUGAGGACGUUGUCCAGCUGGAGAACAUCGGACCAACUGCCAUGUGAACUCUGACUGUAUGUUACAGAACCCCUGCUUUAACAUCCAUGACGCCGAAGUGUCACCAGUUAACUGGUUCUCAGGCUCCUUAGCAGUUGUGUUUAUAAGCAUUUACAGCACUCCAAUUACCUGAACAGUACAAAUCAAUGAUUGUUGUUAUGUUUUUGGAAUUAGUCAAAUGUGUAAUGUGCCUGAUUAAUCAAGUGUUAACUGUAACUGUUUGGUAAGGAUUUACUAGUCAGCUGUUCUCACCAACAUCAAAUGUUGGCAGUAACAUAGCUCUGUUCACUGAGUUAGAAGAGAGAAAGUCUCUUUUUUUUUUUUUUUUUUAAAUCACUGCAGGUGUUGCGUAACGGCAGCUCCAGGCAGACCUCAACAUGGGUGUGUUGAAAAGUGGCUGGCUAUUUUGGUUUGUCAGCAUGUUGAGAGCUGCCGUUGAUCUCAUGAUUUCUAUUCUGCGUGAGGGCGUUUGCAGAAAUCAGAUCAGAUCCCUGCAACAGCAACCAGAAAGUGUUUGGUGUUUUUAUCGAUGACCUAUGACUCAUUAUCAAAACCGUCUAACUGAUUUUCAUUCAAAUGAUCAUGUAAUGCUAACAAGUAAAACAAUACCUCAUGUUUCUCUGUAAAGUGUUGUCACCUGAAGCCUUUUAAAAAUAAAGGCUGUUCCUUGUG
Molecule: messenger RNA, 3777 nt
Organism: Toxotes jaculatrix (banded archerfish)
Lineage: Eukaryota; Metazoa; Chordata; Actinopteri; Toxotidae
Gene: tlr5a
Product: toll-like receptor 5a
Exons: 5
Coding region: 456-3113 (885 amino acids)
Biological process (GO): inflammatory response; toll-like receptor signaling pathway; immune response
Cellular component (GO): membrane
Molecular function (GO): protein binding; transmembrane signaling receptor activity
Source: RefSeq, a predicted model, not a curated record